CCUCCAGCUCAGCUUGCUUCCAUCCUUAUCACUCACAACUCAUCAUGAGAACCCGGAGAUCUAAUCGCACGAAGCGAUACACGGUAGAGAAGUACGACUUCGAAGGUAGUUCCGACGAAGAAGCUCUCGAUCGCGCUUCCAAACACGCAGAACGGGAUGAAAACUUUGAUGAGACUGCCGCUGCAGAAGAAAGUGCCGAAGAGCUCGCCCUUGGCCAAGAGCACGACGAAAAUGAAGAUGCAGAAUCCGACGGUCCUGUGAGCGAACCAGAUGGUAUUCUGGACAGAUUUGCGCGUCAACGUGUCAAGCCUAUUAGGCCCUUCAACGUUCGCGCAGCGGGCUUCACGGGAUACCUCGAUCUUGAGCCUGUGGCGGAUGGACGCAUUGUGAGAUCGUAUUGGGGGCCCUACGACCGCGGUUUUAAAAGCAAGCAGCUCGUUGAGGCGUGGUACGGACGUCAUGAGGAUGGUGUCAAGCUGGUCACGGGUAUGUUGGAUCGUUGGAUGGACUGGACAGUGCUUCCUCCGAAAAUUCUGGACGAUGAGGAACAGAAAGACCGAGGUGUUUGGUCGCCUAAGUUCUUCGAAAGGGAAGCUUACAGCGCUGAGCAUUGGUAUGAGCGCGUCAGGGAGAGUUUGCCAGAAGCAAAUGCGAUGGUACCACUGUCGACCGAGGAAGUUCCACGGUACCAGUUUAAGAGAGAGCCAAUGCCAGUAUUAUUAGGGCCGCCCACAUCGCAACAAGAGGUCAAAUUCGAACCUGGUGACGCAUACUCUAUAUCUCAGAAUGGCCUCCCAAUGCAAAAUGACGACGCGCCCUUUGGGUGGAUUUUAGAUGCCGGCGGUAUUGUCACCGGCAUGGACUGGGCACCUCUGAACAACGCCAACUCGCCGCAACUUCUUGCCCUAUGCGUCAUUCCACAUUCCGAUCAGGAGCUCUACGACUACGAGCAGGAAUAUUUGAAUCCAGAAUUUCAAAAGUACGGUACUGUGCAGCUUUGGGAGUUCGUCGGCGAGCGGCAAGAGAAUGGCUUUGCUCGACCUUCAAUGCAACCUCCAAUACUGCGCAAGACGAUAUGUCUCGAAUUUGGGCGGGCUCGAAGAGUGAAAUGGAGUCCUGCAUGCGGCUUCUUGGCCAUUCUUUGCGAUGACGGAAACGUGUACGUGGUGGAGGCUGGUGAUGGUGGAGGGGGAAGUUAUGAAAAGGUUAUGCAGCCAAUAGCUGUGUUCGGCUUCCCAGACGAAGACGUCAAAGCGACAGCUCUUACAUGGAUCAACUUCAACCGGCUGGUGCUGGGUUAUACGGACGGUUCUAUUGCUAUUUGGUCCCUACGUCCUCAUCGCCUCCUAUCGCGACAUCCUGUCCACCACAAUAUCGUAGUCGACCUCGUCUCUGGCUAUCCAGCAAUGCCAUAUCUCGUUGCCUCAACCCCUGUCGGCGGAACUGUCAAGCUGCUUGACCUUCGUGCGCCAAGCUACGAGUCAACCGAAGUCCAGAACCUUACAGUUGGAACACAACCAAAUCUGCUUGGAUACAGCGACCACCUGCUUGGCUUCUACUCCAUGUACCCAUCCGCCGGUGUACUGAAUACCCACAUCGGCUUCAUGCACCAUUCGCAAUUCCCUGUUGCGCGUCGCGUCUUUACAGGGGAAAGUUUCCCUUCCUGUCUCGCAGUCGGACGAACACAUCCAUACCUCCUCGUCGGUUCUCUAGACGGCUCGCUGUGGGCUAUCAAUCCCCAGGUUGAACUCUUCACCACAAGGCGUGAACCCACGGACCGUAUCCGAGUCUUCCAUCACGAACAUCGCCCCGCAAAGCUUUUUCCAGUUGAGUCACCCGCGGCGGCACGAGGAGUCUCAAGAAUAGCGACAGGCUUCAUAUUGGAGCGCAGCCUAACUAAACAUUCAGCCCAUAAACCGCCGGUCAAGAAAGGGAAGAAGCCAAAGAAGAAGGAUACCGACACAGCUGUCGGCGACGAUGAAGAAGAAGGGGGUGCUAUCAUGGAUCCGACCCGAGCCAUCAUUUACGAGCCAUUGACGAGGAUCACCGUGGCCGAAUGGAAUCCUAACGAAGAGUAUGGAUGUUGGGCUGCAGUGGCGAUGGGCUCAGGUCUGGUGAGGAUCACAGAUCUUGGUUUGACAAUAACAGAAGAGCAAGCCAAUUAGUCCAUGAGACACUGAGAGCCCAUAAUGGUGUGGUGGUAGUCGAAAGCCUUGGCCAUACCGUAAAAGUGUGUAACGGCUGCAAGGAUGACGAAAAUGUGGAAGAUCUGAUGCGAGCUCCCCCAAAUAUCGAAGGCGCCAGGUGCACUUCUCUCGGGCCAACGAGCCUAUUAAGUCAGAUUUAGAUACUUUGCGAGAAGAGUCAGGGAGGACAUACCGCAUAGAGUACAGCGCCAAAGAUGUACAUGACCCCGUGGAGGAGAACCCAGCUGAGACUCAUGCGAUCUUCAAGACCCUGGUAACCAUAGAUGAAUAGGCCAUGGAUGACAGGAACAACGCCAGAGAGACCAAGGCCGAUGAACAUCAUUGCACGAUACGGACGCCAUGCUGGGGUCCGGAAGCGCUCAACCCAUGAAACGAUUGUGCAUCCAAGACCAAGUAUACAUAUCUACUUUGUCAGCCAGUUUCUCUACCAUCAGUAAACAACGUUACAGACUUACAACCCAUAAAUAGAAAACCAUCAAAUUAGGCAAACAGAAAAAGCCGUAAUACAGAGCAGGAACAUAGCUGCCAACGAUCAAAGCCACGAUGCCUGUGUAAUCCAACUUGUUCCCCCACUUUGAAACAGUAUCGCUGUGAUUCGACAAAGUGUGGUACGUAGCACUCAUCCCCAGACAUACAACAGCGCCUCCAAAGAAGCAUGCAAAGACGAGUACAUCAGCACUGCUUGCGCUUUCGUACCGUGGCCGGACAACUCGAUCAACGUAGGCUGCACUAGCGAGAAAGACUAUGGCACCGAGGAGGUGAGACCAGAUAUUAACGGACUCAUUGUGGAGGUAAAAGAGGGAGCGGAAUGAAUGGGCAUAAGAGCCAUGAGAUUGGCGGUAGCCCGAGAGGAUGAAGGCAUUGUCGCGACGCCAGGCUGGGAGAUCAUCCCACAGAAUGAGUAGAGAUUGCUCAACCUUUGAUUCGAAGUUCUUAGCGGCAUUGAUAAGGUUGUCUGUGACUGAAGGCCGGCGAUUGCGAACGCCGUAGGGCUGAGUAUCGGCCAUGAUGAAAUGAGGCUAUCCAGACUCGGAACAAAUGCAACUAGAAUCAGGAACUUUGCAUAGAAUCGUUAACCGACAAGAGCUUUUGUCCUUGCGCCUUAGUUCUCGACUUAUAUAUGAACCAAGUUCCACUUCUCCGGUCGUUUAUUGUUGUGUUGUUGGACCAGGGUAGUUUUGUUGGGACAAGCACAUGAAAAGACGCGCGACGUGCUCCGAGGCUAAAGACAAAUCGAUGAUGU
This is a messenger RNA of Fusarium odoratissimum NRRL 54006, 3450 nucleotides long. RefSeq lists its product as uncharacterized. Gene Ontology annotation, cellular component: transcription factor TFIIIC complex. Gene Ontology annotation, molecular function: protein binding. The record is from RefSeq and is a predicted model, not a curated record. The transcript is spliced from 2 exons. Gene Ontology annotation, biological process: transcription by RNA polymerase III. The coding region runs from base 45 to 2165 and encodes 706 amino acids. Lineage: Eukaryota; Fungi; Ascomycota; Sordariomycetes; Hypocreales; Nectriaceae.